AUGUUAGAUACCAAGGAUUACGAAUGGGACUCAAAAAUCAGAAUUUGGACAGAAAUGUUUGUUAUUCAAAUCAAACCAGUUUGCAACUAUUUGUUAUAUCAAAGUGGAGAAUUUUUCAAAUGCAUUCUAAAGUUUCCAAUCGACGAAUUCAAAUUGAACUCUUCAACAUUCUACAACAAGCAUUCUCUCGAAAAUUGCCAACUAGAUGAUAUUGGACUUCAGGAACUUUCAGAUUUUUCAAGAAGGGAAUGUGGAGAUUUGGCAGUCAGAAAUAUGAUGGAACAUGAAGAAUAUGUAAGAGCAACCGUAUGCAAAUCAAUCAGAAAUUAG
Messenger RNA from Caenorhabditis briggsae, 330 nucleotides. The transcript has 2 exons. Lineage: Eukaryota; Metazoa; Nematoda; Chromadorea; Rhabditida; Rhabditidae. The coding region runs from base 1 to 330 and encodes 109 amino acids. The record is from RefSeq and is a predicted model, not a curated record.